Molecule: messenger RNA, 1353 nt
Organism: Iphiclides podalirius (scarce swallowtail)
Lineage: Eukaryota; Metazoa; Arthropoda; Insecta; Lepidoptera; Papilionidae
Source: the annotation of a GenBank genome assembly
AUGGCUGAGUCCAUUAGUGAACUAAACAUGGAUACAUCUGUUUUCUGUCGUGGGUGUCUCAUGGAAUAUGGGGCCAUGAAAAAUAUGGUUGAACACGGCCUUUUGGAAGACUUUUAUAAAUUUGGCGAUAUUGAGGCCAGUGAUCAAAACAGACUCUCUGAAUUACUCUGCGCAUCUUGCGAAGACACUCUCCUGGAGUGCCGGAGGUUUCGCGCCCAAUGUCAACAGUCCGACUCCAUACUCAAGAGCAAUGCUACACUGAACAAAUCCGCUACACAAAAUAGCGGUCAUGGCGUGACCGGAGAGUCGAUAGGUGUCGAGAAACAAGAGAACAGCGUUUCAACCAUGCUCUACGACAAAAGGCUGGUCGUGACGAUAACCGCACCGGACACAAGCGCGAAGAUAGCGCUCCCCUGUCCCUUCCGCUGCGCAGAAACGUUCGCCAAGAAGCCGGAACUGCUCACUCACAUGCUGAGGAAACACGAUGCUCCCAAAGACUUCGCCGUGGAGUUGGAAUACUGCUGCCCAGUUGCUAACUGCUCCUACCACCCCGACACGGGCGGCAAACGCUUCUCCGGCAGGAAGUUCCUCAACCAGCACCUGAGCAAGGUCCACGGCGCUGAAGCCAGGACCUGCGAGCACUGCCAGCUGAGGUUCCCCACCGGCGGUGCGUUUACGAGGCACCUGGACACGUGCAACAUCACAUACGAGUGCAACGUAUGCGACCGCCAGUUCAAGACCAACGAGCGGCUGCUCGUUCACCUGAUGAGGAGGCACCCGCUUCUCCACCAGCGCUACAAAAUGGAGCGCAGGGCCGAGAGGAGGUCCAAGCGGGCCGGGGCGCGGACGGAGCUCGACUACAUCUGCGACAGCCCUAAGAGGACCUCGGCGACGCAGACCCUGGCCCUCGAGGGGAUCAGGAACGACGUGGCGCUCCCCUCGUGGCCCGAAGAGGCGAAGACCGACGAGAUAUCCACCCAGACCGCUCUAGAACUAAGGUCCCAGGGCAGCGACGAGGACUCCUACUUCCAGGAGGCCGUCCCUCUAGCGGACAUCCAGACGCAAACGUUCCCAGUAGAGUUCGGGCUGGCCCGAUCUAACAAGGAGACCAUCACGUCGCAGACCCAGUCGCCGGACCUGAGCAUAAAAGAGACCCAAACCUGCUGCUGCAUGUACGAGUCGCCCAAGUUCGGGGCCCGCCUCUUCGACAGCGUGUCAUCUAGUCCCGUAUUAAGCCUGACCUCCACGGAGACCCAGACCGCGGGCUUCGGCACGAAAAUCGACGCGCUGCUAGGCUUCUCCUCAGCGGAGACCCAGACCAGUUUCGAGGAGCUCCUGGACGAAGACCCCUUA